AUGGCUAGGAUUUCGGCUGUAUUUUCUGGUGUAUUUACAAAACCGAGAUCGCUGGCUUUACUGCAAUACACAACGGUACGUUUUAGACGAAAACCACGCUGGCUCGGUACAGCUAAAAGUAAACUGUUCCGUGUGCCGGAACGAAAGAAACAAAUUGAGGAAGAGAUUGAAGAAUUGAAACGAUUGCACAAUAACUAUCGGACGCAGAUGAAAGCGGUGCGAAAGUUUCUUCGUGAUGAAGUUGAAGCAUCCAAGCUAGUAUCGCGUGCUGGGUUGGUUUUGCAAACACCAGAACAAGAAGAAGCAGAAUGGCAGGAAGCACUGCGCAGGAACGAUGAAUGGAACCGGCAAACGGCAGCAAUACGGGAAGAACGCUUAUCCAUUGAAAGAGCUGCCCGGAAGGAAUAUAUCUUGGAAAGGCUAGUUCUCAAAGAACAGCGUGAAAUGGAUAAAAAAGAUUUAAUCGAAUCGAAAGUACGCGCUGAAAAAGAGCAGUCAAAAUCGUUCAUCACACGUGAAAACAUCGACAAAGCCAUCGAAUUGGCGUUGGUGCAACCAACAAGCUAUAACUUUGCUCUUGAUCGCGAAGGAAAUGUACACCAGGCGGCAAAGUCAAAGACUACCAAUGAAACUAGCAAAUCUAAUUAA
Anopheles nili is the source of this 648-nucleotide messenger RNA. RefSeq names its product probable 28S ribosomal protein S26, mitochondrial (gene mRpS26). The coding region runs from base 1 to 648 and encodes 215 amino acids. The record is from RefSeq and is a predicted model, not a curated record. Lineage: Eukaryota; Metazoa; Arthropoda; Insecta; Diptera; Culicidae. The transcript has a single exon. Gene Ontology annotation, cellular component: mitochondrial small ribosomal subunit.